GUCUCCAAGGCAGCUUGGGGGCGAGCGGGCCGGCCGGUAGGGUUGGGAGCCGCAGCGGCCGAGGGACCCGCAGCAGCGGCGCGGCGGGGCCCAGCGCGGGCUCGCAGACGACGCUCUCGCAAACUUGGGACGCACCUUCCGCGCCACGGCGCCCGCGCCCAGAGCCAUGAAGAUGGUCGCGCCCUGGACGCGGUUUUACUCCAACAGCUGCUGCUUGUGCUGCCAUGUCCGCACCGGAACCAUCCUGCUCGGCGUCUGGUACCUGAUCAUCAAUGCGGUGGUAUUGCUGAUUUUAUUGAGUGCUCUGGCUGAUCCAUAUCAGUACCACUUUUCAAGUUCUGAAUUAGGAGGGGACUUUGAGUUCAUGGAUGAUGCCAACAUGUAUAUUGCUAUUGCAAUUUCUCUUCUCAUGAUCCUGAUAUGUGCAAUGGCUACUUAUGGAGCAUACAAGCAACAUGCUGCCUGGAUCAUCCCGUUCUUCUGUUACCAGAUCUUCGAUUUUGCCCUGAAUACCUUGGUUGCAGUUACUGUGCUUGUUUAUCCAAACUCCAUUCGGGAAUACAUUCGACAGCUGCCUCCUGAUUUUCCCUACAGAGAUGACAUAAUGUCAGUAAAUCCUACCUGUUUGGUUCUUAUUAUUCUUCUGUUUAUCAGCAUUAUCCUGACAUUUAAGGGUUACUUGAUUAGCUGUGUUUGGAAUUGUUACCGCUACAUCAAUGGCAGGAAUUCCUCUGAUGUCCUGGUUUAUGUUACCAGCAAUGACACUACGGUCCUGUUGCCCCCGUACGAUGAUGCUACUGCUGUAAAUGGUUCUGCCAAGGAGCCGCCGCCACCACCUUAUGUGUCUGCCUGAGCUGGUGGUGGAGAUGGGAGAAGCAGCUCUGCUUUGCAAACAUCUGAAAAAUAGUUCUGUAUGUUUAGUUCCUAGAUGAGCUGUUUGAGUUGUCCAUUGUUACAAUACUAUAUUUUACAAUUUAGUUAUGUCGAGACCUUGUGUAGUCUCAUAUAUGUACUUUUAGCUAGAGUUCUGGGGUAGUGUACCUGUGUAGGGUUCUUUCUAUAGGAAUGGGGUGUAAUUGAGAUCCAUUAGUGUGUUCCUGAAAUAUAGAUAGACUUCAAGCCUCUUUUGUACCUACUCAGUCCCAAAGCUGAGCAAUGGGUUAAUUUUCCCCCUAUCUUCUCUUUCUCAUGAAACUGUAAGACAAAAUCAAAAUUAGAUAAUGCUUUUUCUUAAACCAUUCUAGUAUCCUUACAAAUCCUCAAAAAAAAAAAGCAAGGAAUAUUAAUUGCUCAGUCAUUGCUUUAGUUAGGUAAAUAGGCACCCUCAUAUAUAUGUUAGAAAGAAUGAUCGUACUAUUUCAUAAAUGACAUUUUAAAUUUGCUGGUCAAGGAUUUUCUCCAUGGGCUGAAUUACAAGUAUUAAGCAAUACUGGACAGUGGAUAGCAGAAACUUAAUGAGUUCUGGGUGGUGGGGAUAUCUCCUCUGGUUAGAAGGGAACUGAUUAGUGUGGCACUGUCAGAGACCUAAUGCCCCUUUUCUUCCAGUUUCCAUCCUACCUGAUAACUCUCUUUACUAAGUGUCCUGUCCUAACUUGAUCCACAAAAGUUAUCCACUCACUUUUCAAGGAGAAUUUACUCAUAUGGUAAUUUCCUAAAUAUAUGGAGACAUGUUUCCUUUUUUUCCUAUAAGGUCCAUUCUGCUACUUUGAAUUUCCAGGUAUGCCUAGUCAUCUUUACAACGUUCAGGCUUUAGAAAAAAAUGAAGAAGGUGAUUUUCUUUGUGGAAUGCUUUUGUCUUGAUUGCUUGAAUUGAAAGGACUUUUAUGUGUUCAUAUUAAAAAAGUUCUCUUGCUUGUUUGUUGUUGAAUAUGCUGUAAAUGAAGGCUUUUACAAUUAAACUGACGUUUGUCCAUAUCUAAGAAAAUAA
Dipodomys spectabilis (banner-tailed kangaroo rat) is the source of this 1927-nucleotide messenger RNA. It is a transcript of the gene Laptm4b, whose product is annotated as lysosomal protein transmembrane 4 beta. The transcript is spliced from 7 exons. Gene Ontology annotation, cellular component: lysosomal membrane. The coding region runs from base 167 to 853 and encodes 228 amino acids. Lineage: Eukaryota; Metazoa; Chordata; Mammalia; Rodentia; Heteromyidae. The record is from RefSeq and is a predicted model, not a curated record.